AUGUUUUGCCGGGCGGCCGUCUUUGUGCUGCUCUCCUCGGGUCUUUGCCACGGAGCCGGGAUCAUCCCAGUCGACUGGCUCCGCGGGACACCUGGACAGAGCGUGACCUUCACCACAUCCCUGACUCCGACAUCGGAACCCUUUCUGGCUCUGACUUGGAGCUUCAACGCGACCAUCAGCGUGAUCACCUCCACCAAUGUGGACGUGGUGGGAGAAGGCUACGAGGGCAGGGUCACCCUGGAUAAAACCACCGGCUCUCUGGUGCUCGCAAACCUGACGGAGGAGGACAGCGGAGAAUAUGAGGUGCUCAUGGUGCCGCAUGGCGCACAGCCCAUUCAAGGGCGUGUUCGACUGAACGUGCUAAGUGUGGUGUCUGUGCCCGUUAUGGCCUGUCCCACGGAAAACUUGAUUGAAGGUCAAAGCUCCCUCAACUUGACGUGUGACGCCGAAGGUGGGGUGACCCACCGAGCGUGGACGAGAAAAGGGAAACCGCUGCUCCCCGGCGGCAGGUUCGUCUUCCACGAUGACGGCCGAGUGCUCUCCGUCAGCCCUGUGGACAGGCAGGACACCGGCGUCUUCCUGUGUAACGUCAGCAACGCCAUCAGCUUUGCCACUGCCAAAUGCAAGCUCAAAGUGUUCUACGGGCCCGACCAACCCUUUAUCGAUCAAGACCCGGUUGGCGCAGAACUCGAGGAGAGCGUCACGUUGCUCUGCUCAGCCGACUCGCUACCGAAGGCCAAGUUCACCUGGAAGUUCAAGCGCACGGUUGCGUCCGGUCCCCGCUAUGACAUAGAGGAGAUGCAGAAACGCCACCUGGGGACGUACACCUGCACGGCGCACAACGAAAUCACCGGCUCGCAGGUCUCGGCGGAACACACCUUGGAGGCGAUGGCCGCACGCGUGCUGCUUCUGAUGUUGCUGGGAGCCCUCUCAGGCUCGAGCUACGCAGCCGGUGUGCUGCCCGCUGACAGGCUGGUGGCGGUUGCCGGCGAAACACUGACGCUGGCCACCACAGUGUCUCCGCCGGCAGAACCCUUUCUGGUGAUCACCUGGAGCGUGACGGACAUGCACGAUGCCACUAGCAUCGUCAUAUCCUCCACGAGCGUUGUCAACAUCACGGCGCCCGAGUACCGGGACAGGAUCACCCUCCUCCGUCACACGGGAUCGCUAGAGCUGAGGAACGUGAGCCUGAGGGACACCGGAAAUUUCAGGAUCACCAUCGUCCCGGCCGGUGGGGCUCAUCAGAGUGGGAACUGCAAAGUGGAUGUACAUGAACGGAUCUCCGGCGUGGUCUUGGUUGCAAGUGGGACAGACCUGUUGGAGUCCAACCGUCCACUCAGCAUGUCCUGCUCCGUCGCCGCUGGUUCCGGACUCUCUUUCCGGUGGCUGAACGGCAGCUUGCCGAUGACGGCCGGGGAUAGAGUUCAGAUCACCGCCGGCGGCUCCAAGCUCACCUUAAGUCGUGUGACCCGCUACGACCAAGGAUCGUUCAGGUGUCACGUGUUCAAUGCGAUCAGUAAUGGCACCAGUGACCCGGUCCAGCUCUACAUCAGCUAUGGCCCGGAAAACAUCCAGUUGAGCACAUCCCCGUCACUCAAAUACCACUUGGAAGGCUCCAACAUCAACCUGUCCUGCUCUGCUGGAUCUCGACCUCCUGCAGUGUUCCAGUGGUCCUUGGAUGGAAACCCGUUGGCCGCUUCGGGACCUGAGCUCAGACUGCAGAAUGCUCUGCACAGUCAGAGCGGGAACUACCGCUGUCAAGCCUUCAACAACAAAACAAUGAAGUCCAAAACUCGCCGCUCGGCUAUAACUAUAAUUGCACCAAUUUCUAGCGUGGAGAUCAAGACCAACGCCACAGAAAUGUUUGAAUUCAGCGGACCCGUCAGUAUGUCCUGCUCCUCGGCCGGGACCUCGCCCUCCUUCCGCUGGCUGAAUGGCAGCGUCGAGGUUAUAGAAGGCGAGAGAGUUCGGCUCACGGACGGAGGCGCCAAGCUCACUGUUGUCAACAUGACCCGCUACGAUCAAGGCCCGUUUCGGUGUCACGUGUUCAACACCAUCAGCAACAGCACCAGUGAUCCGGUGGUCCUGUCGGUCUACUAUGGACCGGAGAAUAUUAACCUGACGAGCCGGCCGUCCCAAGAGAACUACGACGAAGGUUCGGACGUGGACCUCAUUUGCUCAGUGAACUCGGGUCCUCCGCCAAAAUUUGUCUGGUUCCGCAAUGGAGUGCUUUUGUCCCAGGCUGGAUCGGAACUCAAGCUGAUGAACGUUCAUUUGCAUCAGAGUGGAAACUACAGCUGUCAGGCCUUUAAUGACAAAACUAUGAAGAAUUUAACAUCAGAGCCCGUGGCUAUUUCGGUGAAAAGAUCAGGAAUAUCUAAUGUGGUGAUCAAUGCCAGCAGUACGGACAUGGAAGAGCUGAGCAGUUCCGUCAGGCUCUUGUGCUCCUCGACCGGAUCGUUCCCAACGUUUGUUUGGCGCAACGGCAGCUCCGAGCUGGCGGCCGGUGACCGAGUCCAGAUCGGCGCCAAAGGCGCCGUCGUCACCAUCUCGAACGUGAGCCGCUACGACGAGGGUCCCUACGCAUGUCAUGUCUUCAAUAACUUCAGCAGCGCCACCAGCACGCCGCUCAAACUCGCCAUCAGCUAUGGACCAGAGAGCAUUCUUCUCCAGCUCUAUCCCUCAGGGGAAUACUUUGUGAGAGGAUCCAACCUCAGCCUGUCCUGCUCAGCUGCAUCCAGACCUCCUGCCCUGUUUGAGUGGUUCUUCAAUGGACACCUGCUGUCCCAGGUCGGCGCGGUGCUCAAUCUGCAGAAGGUUCAGGAGAACCAAAGCGGGAACUACAGCUGCCGGGCUUUUAACAACAAAACUGAGAAAUAUCAAACAACAAAGACAUCUGCAAUCUUUAUACAGACACCGGUUUCCAACGUGAGCCUUACCUCAAACCUCACAGUCAUGUUUGAGUUCAGCUCAGCGACCUUCUCCUGUUCGACUGCCGGGUCGGGACUUUCCUUCCUGUGGUUGAACGGCAGCUCAGAGGUCUCGGCCAGUCAUAGAGUUCACUUCAGUGACGGAGGCUCGACGCUCACUGUAGUGAACGUGACGCGCAACGACCAAGGACCAUUCAGCGUCAACGUGUCUAACGGUGUCAGUGCGGCACUGAGUCGCCCACUGCAUCUUUUCAUUCAGUACGGACCAGACAGCCUGACCAUCGAGGGCCCGGACUCCGUUUUCGGCGGACAGCACGCCAUGCUUUUCUGCUCCGCCUUGUCUGUCCCGACAGCGACCUUCUCCUGGCUUUUGAACGGAAAGCCCACGGGUGUGCACGCAUUUGCAUUGGUCAUCGUUGCAAGCCAACAUUGGGAUGCUGGCGAGUACGUGUGCACAGCCCGGAAUGCCGUCACCGGACAGAGCGCCAGUGGAAGCCAUCAGUUGGCUGUUUUGGACUUGUCCGACUGCAACUGCUGGACGUCUGUCACGAUCGCUGCCGCCGUCGCAGUUGGAUGCUGUGUUGUCGUCGGCAUGGUGAUCGGCUUGAUUCUGUAUGGUCUCAGGAGAAGGCAAAGACACAGAAGCAUAUAUCCAACUCUCAAAAGAGGGAGAAAAAGUAUGAGGGUGAAGCAAUCCGACAUGUACAAGAUCGCAGCUGGAACUCAGAGCGAGCGUUAG
Molecule: messenger RNA, 3669 nt
Organism: Syngnathus typhle (broad-nosed pipefish)
Lineage: Eukaryota; Metazoa; Chordata; Actinopteri; Syngnathiformes; Syngnathidae
Product: hemicentin-1-like
Exons: 17
Coding region: 1-3669 (1222 amino acids)
Source: RefSeq, a predicted model, not a curated record